UCCAGUGCAGGAAAAAACAAUCAAACUGACUGUGUUGAACAGUCGGGGGAGACACACAACGGAGACGCGUCCGGAGAUCUCGCACACAUACACAGCUGCACACGUGAGAUGUGUGUCUCAAUCGGCAUCGGAUACAUGCACAACCCGACAGACACAUUUACAUCUGGAUCGCUCAUCAUUCGGGAGGCUGAUUUACUGUUUCCUACGGACAAACCAAAACAUGCCUCAUUCUUUGAAUACUUGAGGAGUGACGACAACUUUCUUCUCCUCGGACUUCACUAUACUAAUCGGCGAAUAUAGGAAACGUGGAGCUUUAAAAGAGGACAGUGACGGAUUUGACAAUGCAAACGGAUCAGUUUCCCGAUCAGGAUUUGCAAUUUUAAGCAGCAGCCAGUUUGGAGCCUCCGCAGCGGGGGGAAACCAAGAUGAUAUCCGCCGAGAUGCGUGGUUUCCUGAGGUUCCUAUCCGUGGAUGUUGCGGCUCGGUCGGGCUGCACACGGAGCCUUUGGGUGUCUGUGAUUGGACCGGACACAGACUGGGGCUGACUGAUUUUUGUCAGAGAGGAAAUGUUUUGUGGAGGGGAUCAAUAUGAGCUUCUGGCGCACGCGAGAAGGAGAGAUCUUUACGAGCACACUUAUUACUAUGAAGACGGAAGCAAACCUGCAGGACUUUUUCUCUUGGAUUUAAAUUCAAAACAGACCACAAACAGCUUAUUAUCGACAGACAUUUCUGUACAAUCAAUCUGAUGUUUUUUUUUGGCUUUGCAAACUGUUGGAAGAUUGUUGCAAGUGGAUGUGGUUCGUGUUUCUUUUUGCACUGAAGUUUUCUUCCUCUCCUUUUUGAAUAUUAUUCAUUGGACUACGAUAUUGCACCAUUUGAGUUUUAAAAUAUAUAUUCUUCAAACUCUUUUUCCUCCAACAAAUCCUGGUCUUUUACAACAAAAAAAACGACUAGAGUUAUGGGUAAUUUUAACAAUGCUUUUAUGAAGACGAAUACAUAAUAAAUAAUUUCCCUUAGUUUUAAAUGCAGUAAAAUGUAUUCACACAUGCCUGGCAACAUGGCAGUGAACUGGGUUGUAUAUUCAGUUGUUUUACUUCCACUGUUCGCAGUGGGGACAGCUCUCUCCGGGGUCUUCAACGCCACAGACAGAGACAUGUUUUCAGAUGACUUGCUGCAGUGGAAAUUUAAGUCGUCUGAUUCCCAUCCCAAUCUAUAUUUUAACCAAGUGGAUGUGUUGCACUUGAGGCAAAGGUCCUCCACCACCCACAGUCAAAUAUUUAAAGUCAUCCGAGCGGCUGCGCUCACAAUGUUGUCUAAUGUCCCCUAUUACAUGCCCCCUGUGAAACAUGCGGAGUUUACAAGCAAGUGGAAUGAGAUUUAUGGGAACAACCUGCCUCCCCUGGCUCUCUACUGCCUGCUGUGCCCGGAGGACUCUGCUGCCCUGCAGUUUCUUAUCAAGUUUAUGGACAGGAUGGCUGAAUACCCGGACUGGAAGGUAACCAGUGCCCCCAACGACGAGGUCCCCACUGCGCACUCUCUCACUGGGUUUGCUACUGCUUAUGACUUUGUUUACUCUUACCUGGAUGAGCGACGGAGGGAUGUUUACCUCAAGAAAAUUCGAUCAGAGACAGAGGAACUGCUUGAGGUGUCGAAGCACAGGGGGUGGGGGAAACAGUACCUCCAAAAUCAUCAAACCACUAACAUAUUGGCUGUCCUGAUUGGUGCAAUAGUGGUUGGAUCACAUGACUACCCAGAGUCAAUGAUCUGGAAACAAGUUGCAGUGAACUACAUGGAGAAAACUAUGUUUCUCCUUAACCAUGUUGUUGAUGGGUCUCUGGAUGAGGGAGUAGCCUAUGGGAGCUACACAGCCAAGUCCAUCACACAGUAUGUCUUCUUAGCUCAGAAACAUUUCGACAUUGACAACAUGCAGAACAACUGGCUGCGGGAACACUUUUGGUUUUAUUACGCUACUCUCUUGCCGGGGUUUCAGAGAACAGUUGGCAUCGCAGACUCCAACUACAACUGGUUUUAUGGGCCGGAGAGCCAGCUUGUUUUCCUCGACUCAUUUGUCAUGAGGAACGGGACGGGUAACUGGCUGGCUCAGCAGAUUAGAAAGCACCGACCCAAGGAUGGUCCCAUGGGGCAGUCGUCUGCCCAGCGCUGGGCUACACUUCACACAGAAUACAUCUGGUACAACUCCCACCUCACUCCACAGCCUCCACAUGACUUUGGAAAAGCUAAGAUGCAUAUUUUCUCAAACUGGGGCGUGGUUACCUACGGAGCAGGGCUACCAAAUGGCCAGGGUAACACUUUUGUCUCCUUUAAGUCUAGCAAGCUGGGUGGCCGUGCAGUCUAUGACAUUGUCCAUGACAAGCCUUACUCUUGGGUAGAGGGCUGGAACAGCUUUAACCCAGGUCACGAGCACCCUGAUCAGAACUCUUUCACUUUUGCUCCUAAUGGACAAGUAUUUGUUUCUGAAGCACUUUAUGGUCCAAAGUACAGCUACCUUAACAAUGUUUUGGUGUUUAGUCCGUCUCCUACCAGCCAAUGUAACAGUCCGUGGGAGGGUCAGUUGGGGGAGUGUGCCAAGUGGCUGCGCUGGACUGAUGAGGGGGUGGGUGAUGCCAGAGGAGAGGUGAUUGUCGCGUCCUCACACAGAGACACCAUGUUUGUAAGUGGGGAAGCGGCGUUGGCUUAUUCCCCUGCUAUGAGACUGAAGAGUGUGUACAGAGCUUUAGUUUUGCUAAACUCUCAAACUCUGCUGGUGCUUGAUCACGUAGAAAAGUGGAGUGAUUCACCUGUAAAGUCCCUCAGUGCUUUUUUCCACAAUCUUGACAUUGACUUUAAAUACGUUCCUUUCAAAUUCAUGGACAGAUAUAAUGGCGCCAUGAUGGAUGUGUGGGACGCUCAUUAUAAAAUGUUCUGGUUCGACAGCCAGGGUCACAGCCCUGAAACCAGGAUACAAGAGGCAGAGCAGGCAGCUGAGUUUAAAAAAAGGUGGACUCAGUAUGUCAAUGUCACUUUUCCAAUGACAGGCACUGUCAGCAGAGUAGCUUACGUGUUACACGGGCCAUAUGUCAAAGUGUCUAGCUGUAAAUUUGUGGAUAAUAGCAAGAAUGGCGUGAGACUUUCUUUAACCUUAAAUAACACAGAGACGAUAGUGUCCAUUGCUACAAACUACAAAGACAUAGGGGCUAGGAGAACUUAUCUAGGAUUUGGAGGUCACUGUAAAGUUGAGGAUAUAAAUCAAAUCACUCGAUAUGGCCUUGGGACUCAACUUAUCCCUAAACAAAUCAGCACUGAUAAUCAGCUAUUUGACUUUGGAUUCACAGUCAAUGUAAUAGCAGGGGUUGUUCUCUGUGUGGCCAUAGGAUUUUUGACUAUACAGAGAAAGUUUUAUGUCUGCUUCAGCAGGCUGAUGCGUUACACCCUCCUCUCUGUGCUCAUUCUGUGGAUAGCCGAGCUGCUGUUUGUGUCUAACAGCUGCGAUCAGCUUCUCUGUGGGGUUAAAUGGAAAGGUGCGGGCGCCAAAAGUGAAGUAAACAAACAAAUCGCACUGUACGAGCUGCACCGGCUCCCCCUACCCACCGUUGUCAUAACAACCCUUCCCGGAUCGGGGUCAGAAAUACUCAAGCACCUUUUCUACAACAGCUCAGACUUUGUUUACAUAAGAGUUCCCACCGAGCACCUGGAUAUCCCUGAGACAGAGUUUGAGUUUGACUCUUUAGUCGACGCCUGUGAGUGGUCAAGGUCAGACGCUACGCACGGACGGUUCAAGAUUAUUCAGGGCUGGCUGCAUUCGCUGGUCCACAACACUAAGCUGCACUUGCAGAAUAUUCAGCUGGCUGAGGGCAGUAGGGUCAAACAGCCCCAGAGAGGUGACCCCUCAAGGGACAGAAAGAAAAGAUUUAGGAGGAGAGAGCCAGCGUCUGAGCUAAAGGGCAAGCUGAGAGCAAGUCUGGACAGAGAUGCAGAGUAUGUUAGGGAGAUGAGACGCCAUGUUGCGGAGUACCCUAACGCCCGAGUUGUCCUCAACAUGCGGAGCGGAAGCUGGGCGCUUAAACUGCCUUUCAUUCAAGAGGUGGUGGGACCUUCCUUGAGGACAAUCUACUUGGUGAGAGACCCUCGAGCAUGGAUUUAUCUCAUGGUUUAUAACAGCAAACCCAGCCUUUACUCUCUUAAAAACAUCCCUCAGCACCUUUCCUUGAUAUUCAAGGAGGAUGCUGUGAGUGACAGGUGCCCAUCUUCUGCGCCAGAGUUUAAAAUAAUCCAGAGGCUCCUGUCCCGUUCUGAGACAAACCCCAUUUUGAUACUGGCUCAUCUGUGGCUGGCUCACACCGCAGCGCUGCUGAGAGUCAGCGAGAGCCUCCCCGAGGAGUCCUUCCUCCAAGUUAAGUUUGAGGACGUGGUCAACUUCCCGCAGGAGACGGCGGAGAGCAUACACACAUUUCUGGGGGUGCCUGUGUCCCCCGCAGCCCUCAACCAGCUUAUCUUCACCACCUCCACAAACCUUUACAAUCUCAUUUAUGAGGGGGACAUUUCACCAGCCAACAUAAACAUGUGGAGACAGAAUAUGCCUCGGAAGGACAUGAGACUCAUAGAAGAUGUGUGUGGGAGUGUGAUGAGGAGGCUGGGUUACACCAGGUUUGCAAAUUAACUUGCUGGUCAGCUGAUAUUGAGCUGUCUUGUUUACUGUAGCUGCUAUUGAGUUCUGUAAAAAACUUUUUUUUUGCACUGACUUUACAUUUCAAAAAGCUGUUACAAGUUGAGGAGAAACUGCGUAGCAUUUCUGUUUGUUUGGGUAUUGUUCAGACCAUGGCAACACAUUUUUGCGAGGGAGGAAUAUUUUACAUUAAAAUAAAUGGAAGGGAGCUUGUGUUUUUAUUUUACCCCUAGGAGCCCUUCACACUCAUGUUGCAGUCUUUUAUUGAGUGAAACUUAAGACCUUUGCUGUCUUACAUGCAGAGUUGGAUUUUAGCAUACCUUUUUAUUUGACAACAGCUCAGUUUCACAGUAAAUAUUAUGUAAUGUUGGUUUUAGUAAGAGAUGAGAUUCCCUAAUCUGUGAUGUCAGAGAUGUUUGCACAUAAUCCAUAUCUGUGAUUACAUUUUUUUUGAGCAUGGAUCAAAAGAUUUGAGCUGGUUUGGAACAAAUUCAUUAUGAAGCUCAUUAAGAAGUAAGAUUCAUAUGUAUGGACAGUCUUCUUAUUUGUGGCUUUGGGAGAUCAUUUCCAAAGAGUCAUUUGGCUGUCAGGAAUUUAAUAUCUGAUCUUUGUGUGCCGUUUCCCUUUAAAACUACGAAAUGUUGCAAUGUAUAAACUCUUUUACUAGGCAGAGAAAAAUACAGUAUUGCUUUAAUAUAGAUUUAUGAAUGACAUGGAUUGUAUUUUCAUCACUAGACGGAUUUUAGUUUAGCUCAAAGAUGUUAUGAUAGCUUUGUGGUUUAGCACUUGUGCAGGAACUCUUUUUAUUGUAUGUGGGAUACAGUGCAUUUCGGAUAUAUACAACGUCUGAAGAUAUGUGAACCUCAGAAGAUAUAAUAUGUAGAAGGAAGAAAGUUAGAAGUAUUUAUGGAUUCCAAAGACACAUAUCCCAAAGGAUCGGGUAUGAAUAAGAUUAUUAUAACUCCCUUUAGCAUUUAUUGAAUAAGAUCAGAGGAAAGUGCUUAAUAGGGAUCAAACUGGAGAAAAAAAAGAAAACCUGUCAGCCUUGACACAUUUCUAGUCAAAGCAAUUUCCAAAACACCCCCCUCAGCUACUCAUAAUAAUCUGCAAAAUGCCAUAACGGACGCUUGGCCUGUGUGCUAUUGUUGUGCUGUCUGUCUAAAAGGCCUGGAGGAAAUGCAAACAGUUUCCAUUUCCUGUCGUGGUCAAUCAGAUAUCCAUAAUCUUUCUAGGCCUUUGUCUUGAGAGAGUUCAGCGAGCAGUGAAUUGAGCAGGGACUAAACAUGGGAUGAAUAUUAAGUAACGCUACAGAAAAAAAAGUCAGAGACCAUUACUCUGUGAUGUUAUGCUCUUUGGCCUGGCCAAACAUUUUUUUUCUCAGUAACCUUCAAAGCUUCAACAUUUCUGUACUGUAAAUGGAUCACAUGUAACAUGCACAUGGCUCACAAUCAUACGCUUUCCCAUUGCUUUCUGAACACACAAAACCAUACUGUGCUCAUUUGGAAAAAUCCAUCUUUCCUCAACAGUCCUGUUUGUUUUUUUCUCUACGAACACUGAAACACUUGACUGCCUGUAAAAAAAAUCCCUUUGAUGUUUGUGGUCUUUGAAUGUGUAGACUUGGCAGACAUGCUUUCACUUUGGUGUUGCAAUCCUGUUACCAACUCUGUUUUGUAUUUGCUCGUGGGGAUAUGGUUCCUUGCUUAUGUGGCCUUGAAUUACAAUCAUUUUCUUUAUAACGUUUUUUCUGUGGGGCUCCGGAGCAAGAGGAGGAGAUGUAAUGAAGACAAUAAAUUCAUAAAUAUAUCAGCAACCA
This is a messenger RNA of Gymnodraco acuticeps, 6476 nucleotides long. RefSeq names its product dermatan-sulfate epimerase-like protein. NCBI's taxonomy places the organism in Eukaryota, Metazoa, Chordata, Actinopteri, Perciformes, Bathydraconidae. The record is from RefSeq and is a predicted model, not a curated record. Gene Ontology annotation, molecular function: sulfotransferase activity; chondroitin-glucuronate 5-epimerase activity. The transcript has a single exon. The coding region runs from base 1034 to 4657 and encodes 1207 amino acids.